Colletes gigas is the source of this 1269-nucleotide messenger RNA. RefSeq lists its product as uncharacterized. Lineage: Eukaryota; Metazoa; Arthropoda; Insecta; Hymenoptera; Colletidae. The record is from RefSeq and is a predicted model, not a curated record. The coding region runs from base 456 to 1265 and encodes 269 amino acids. The transcript has 5 exons.
ACUAGAUCGUUUGCAUCGGAUGUACGCGAGAAUCAGACUCGAUCGCGGUAUAGUCUGCGAGAAGAAGGAAUUAAGGACCGUUAGGCGCGUCUAAUCAUCCUCGAGGGCCAUAAAGAGCAAUUUGACGAAGGUAGCGGGUACCGAGGAACGCAGAAACGAAAGAAGGAAAAAGAAACGAAAGACGUAUAAAGGGUUGGAGAGAAGCAGAGGCGGGUUGUCCGCAGCAUCCGGGUGGGGUGGUCGGUUGGGUGGGUGGUACGUCGGUCGAUUUUCGUGCGCUUCGACGCAGAACGGAGAGGGCGUCCUGGUCGUUUGCCCCCUCGCCGUGGCGGAGACUCGCCGAAAACAGACGGUCUUCGGGGGUGUCGAUUGGUCAGUGCGUAACUGGCGACUGUCGGUGCGGUGUGCGGGAUUCAGUGGGCUGCCAGCGGUCGCCCUGGGCACCACCUGCAUGGAUGGAGCCUACCCGUGUACCCAGGGCCCCUGGUCCGCGUCUCAUUUUCCUCGUUGCCACGCUUGCCCUCACUUUCGCAGCGACUGGAUUGUUGUGCGGUGCAAUAAUGUCGGACCAUUGGGAGGAAGUGGGCUGGGAUAAGGAGAUUUUGACCCACGCGAACGUUACUCUCACGUGGUACUUGGACGGGCAGGUGGCGAUGCUUGGAUCCGCAUCUGGCCAUAGAAAUCAUCAUUCUGGCAGGCGACCGACCUUUCUCGUGCCAAUGUAUGGCGGUAUUUGGAUCAUGUGCGUCUCGCUUACAGAGGAAGAAAUACGACUACUGGGUCAGGUAGGUUUUCCGCAAGGGAGGUGCAUUAACUACUUGACGCCCGACGAAGCACAUGAGGAGAUACGCGCCGCCUGGCAAAAUCGGAUGCAGAAUUUGAGUAUAUCCUGUUCUCUAGUUUGCUUGAUUAUUCUGAGCACCGCCGUUUUGAUUGGAUUUUUUGGAUUGUGCAGGCAUCAAAUAUCGGCGGUUCUCGUUACCGGUGUGAUGUACCUUUUGGCGGCCACGUUCGCGUUGUUCACUCUGACGAUAAUUCAUUUCAAGAGGGCCCAGGAUCGCGGAGCGCGAAUACUGGACGGCCCUGAGGAUGGUGUGAUUGGUGGACCGGCACCACGUAGCAUCCUGAAGGCUAGACGAUUCAACAGCUCCUGGAGUAUGGACUUCGGAUGGGGUGGCGUCACGCUUUGCGCCCUCGCCUCGGUGGCGUGGAUUUUGCUCAGCAAAAUAAUGCGCUUCAGUCCCAUCGCCGCUAUGAUAGCGUAGCAGU